Molecule: messenger RNA, 1058 nt
Organism: Darwinula stevensoni
Lineage: Eukaryota; Metazoa; Arthropoda; Ostracoda; Podocopida; Darwinulidae
Source: the annotation of a GenBank genome assembly
AUGUCGCGCGGCGGGAUUCGGCUUUGCAGGAAAUACGGCUGUGGGAUGCCGUUCCCGGACGGAUUGGAGGGCUGCAAGGUCCUCGAUCUCGGUUGUGACGCUGGCAGGGACGCCUUCGUCCUCAGCCAGCUGGUCGGGGAGCACGGGAUCGUCGUCGGGGUCGACAUGAACCCUCACCAGAUUGCUAAAGCGGAACAAUACUUGAAUUAUCACAUGGCGAAGUUUGGAUUCAUGGCCCUACCCAAUGUCAAAUUCAAACAUGGUUAUCUCGAAAACCUUCAAGAUCUCAAUCUAAAGGAGAAAUACUUCGACGUCAUCGUGUCGAACUGCGUGAUGAAUCUCUGCUCGGACAAGCGAAGCGUCCUCUCCCAGGCCUAUAAUCACCUGAAGAGCGGAGGGGAGAUGUACUUCAACGACAUCUAUGCCAGCUGUCCUAUCCCGGAAUCCCUGAAAGAAAACAAUGAAUUUUGGGGCGAACGUUUCUCUGGCGCUCUGUGGUGGGAAGACUUGCACGCCCUCUGCGACGAAAUCGGGUUCCAUCCUCCUUUGAUCAAGGAGGUGAAUCCAGUCUUCCUCGCGGUCGAAGAACUCCGGAGAAGAGCGCCGACCUGCGAAUGUUUUUGUCUUCCAUCAGCUGACCCACCCCCCAAGGGCCUGAGGUUUGCGUCUGUGACGUAUCGCAUCUUCAAGCCGUUGAACAAUGCUGCCGCUCCAAAGGCCGCUAUUUACAAUGGGAAGCUCCUCAACUGCUCGGACACCUGGGAAUUCACGCACGACCUUGUUUUCAAGACUGGGGUUCCAAGGAACAUCAGCAAAGAAUACGUUUCAAUCUUGGAAACGUCGAGAUUCCGAACUCGCUUCAAGUUCCAGGAAGUGAUCGACAAGAAGAUGAUCCAUGAGCACACAAAGACGAAUCCGUUCGAUAUGAUCCCAGACCCCUAUGCCAACCUUUCCGGUCUUGUUGGGUACAGCAUUUGAGUUGUAAGUUUGGGAUUGGACCAAACCUUCGCAUCACUGGUCAGCUUGGAAGCGGGAUUUUGCUUGCUUUGAGAUUUUUA